ACCCAGGCGCUAGGAACGCGCUGUGGCUUCUUCGACCCGCUGCCAUGUCCCGGCCGCAGCUCCGACGCUGGCGCCUCCUAGCUCGCCAGCCCCGCGGCGUUCUGGGUCUAGUGCUGCUGGCGCUGCCGCUCGCGGCCGGGACCGACUGCCCGUGCCCGGAGCCAGAGCUCUGCCGUCCGAUCCGCCACCGUCCAGACUUCGAGGUCUUUGUGUUUGAUGUUGGACAGAAAACUUGGAAAUCUUAUGAUUGGUCACAGAUUACAACUGUGGCAGCAUUUGGAAAAUAUGACUCAGAACUUAUGUGCUACGCUCAUUCGAAAGGAGCCAGAGUGGUACUUAAAGGAGAUGUAUCCUUGAAGGAUAUAAUUGAUCCUGGUUCCAGAGCAUCCUGGAUAGCUCAAAAACUUAAUUUGGUCAAAAUACAACAUAUGGAUGGAAUUAAUCUAGAUAUAGAGCAAGAAGUUAAUUGUUCAUCACCUGAAUACGAUGCAUUAACUGCUUUAGUCAAAGAAACUACAGAUUCUUUCCAUCGUGAAAUUGAGGGAUCACAGGUAACUUUUGAUGUUGCUUGGUCUCCAAAGAACAUAGACAGAAGAUGCUAUAAUUAUACUGGAAUUGCAGAUGCUUGUGACUUCCUCUUCGUGAUGUCUUAUGAUGAACAAAGUCAGAUCUGGUCAGAAUGUAUUGCAGCAGCCAAUGCUCCCUAUAAUCAGACACUGACUGGCUAUAAUGACUACAUCAAGAUGGGCAUUAAUCCUAAGAAACUUGUAAUGGGUGUUCCCUGGUAUGGUUAUGAUUAUACCUGCCUGAAUCUGUCUGAGGAUCGUGUUUGUACCAUUGCAAAAGUCCCUUUCCGCGGAGCUGCUUGUAGUGAUGCUGCAGGACGGCAGGUGCCCUACAAAAUGAUCAUGAAACAAAUAAAUAGUUCUAUUUCUGGAAACCAAUGGGAUCAAGAUCAGCAAGCUCCUUAUUAUAACUAUAAAGUAAGAUCUUUCGAUCCUGCUGGCCACUUUCAUCAAGUGUGGUAUGAUAACCCUCAGAGUAUUUCUUUAAAGGCAACAUAUAUACAAAACUAUGGCUUACGGGGCAUUGGCAUGUGGAAUGCAAAUUGUCUUGACUACUCUGGAGAUGCUGUAGCCAAACAGCAAGCUGAAGAAAUGUGGGAAGUCUUAAAGCCAAAGCUGUUUCAGAGAUGAACGUCUUUUGUCAAACUAGUAAGAUUUUUUAAAAUAGUAUAAACAGAUCUAGUUUCUUGCAUUUUUUGUUAUGUUGCUAUACACUUUAGUUAUUGGCAUACUAAAAAAAAAAAAAGAAUAAAGAAAUGUUUUGUUUGAAUUUGAAAAAUACAUAUUAAUGUAUUUUUCCAGGAACAUAAAAGCAAGAAACAAGUCAGCUUACUUAUUAAAUAUUCCUCUAUUAGAUCUUUCAAACUAUAAUUAGGAAAAAUUGCUCUCAGAAUUUCAUUAUGCCGUAUUUUGCUUCAUUAUAGUAAAAUAUAUGCUUACAAAUCUAUGCCGAUUUUUAAAAUGUGUAUAAUUUGAAGUGGAAAUUGUUUGCUUAGAGUUUUAAAAACCGUCUUUGAAAAGCAUUUUGUGCUAUACUUUUCCCCCAAACUCCUAAUAAACCUUAAAUUUAAAAACUACAA
Molecule: messenger RNA, 1645 nt
Organism: Sapajus apella (tufted capuchin)
Lineage: Eukaryota; Metazoa; Chordata; Mammalia; Primates; Cebidae
Gene: CTBS
Product: chitobiase
Exons: 7
Coding region: 45-1196 (383 amino acids)
Biological process (GO): chitin catabolic process; carbohydrate metabolic process
Cellular component (GO): extracellular region
Molecular function (GO): chitin binding; chitinase activity
Source: RefSeq, a predicted model, not a curated record